AUGCGCCGCAAGUUCCAGUACAAGGUCUUGAAGUCUAACAAGCUGAUAUAUACGAUUGGCUGCAUUAUAGAAAAUUGUACUUGGAGGAUGCACGCUUCAAAACUUAAUGGCACAGGGAUGUUCAAGAUCAAGACAUACAACUCGAAGCAUACUUGUACCAUGUCGUUUGAGGCGAUACGCCAAUCUGAGACCACGAUCAUGGUUGACCGUACUGAUAUAGUGACCUCGAAGAGGAAGGGGAGAGAUUAUCGUCAAGCCACCAGUUUGAUAAGCAGUGAAUUUGGCGUCGGUCGUAUGAGUUCGGGGCUGACCUGCACGGCAAAGGAAAUUCAAUAUCGUAUGAGUGAGAUGUAUAGUGUUGAGAUCAGUUACAAGAAAGCAUGGAAGGGUAAAGAGAUAGCAACCAAAAAAGUCUUGGGAUCCUACGAGGGUUCUUAUAAUGAGCUCCCAGCGUAUCUUCACGAGUUGAAAAAGACCAAUUUAGGGACUGUGACAGAGUUGCAGGUGAACGAGGGGACAAAUAGUUUCGAACAAUGCUUUAUUGUGCUUAGGCAGUGCAUCAGAAGCCUAAAUUUACAUGUUCGGAGGGUGUUGUGUGUUGAUGCCACACACUUAACAGGAAGGUACAAGGGCGUUCUCUUCAUGGCUACUACAUUGGAUAGAAACAAUCACGUCCUCCCUAUGGCGUAUGAGAUCAGAGAAUUUGAGAACAAUAGUAGCUAG
Molecule: messenger RNA, 723 nt
Organism: Magnolia sinica
Lineage: Eukaryota; Viridiplantae; Streptophyta; Magnoliopsida; Magnoliales; Magnoliaceae
Exons: 1
Coding region: 1-723 (240 amino acids)
Source: RefSeq, a predicted model, not a curated record